AUGAGGCGCUGGGCCUCCGCGCCAACAAGCCAAAAGACAGACUCCUUGUUCAUCCAACUCACGUACAACAUGGACAACUUCAGCAAUCCGGAAAUAUCACCAACCUAUCCAUACCCCCCAGCCCCACCAUUCCCAGACUUCCGCGCCUCCAACCUCCACAACCACAACCGCACUUACGGCCAUCCCACAAGACCUCCCCUCUUUACACACUUCAGACCCAUCAACACCGACCUCAGCUCCCUCCGACCCGCCCUUGAGCUAGCUUUCCACCCCCGCUCCUUCAUCGGCCACCACGCCGAGCGACAAUUCCUCAUCAACCAGCUGCAAGAAGCAGACCGAUGCUCAACGGAGUUGUUCCGGCAACUACCUCGGCUGGACGCGCAAAAGGUCGAAAAGGGGCACGAGCAGCUCCAGCGUCAGGGGCUGCGGCAGAGGAUCGCUGAGAGUGUAGACCGGGAGCGGGAGAUUUUGGCGAAGCUGGGCGAAGUGUGUGUUGAAAUCCAGUGUCGGGAUCGGUGGGAGAGGGCGAUGAUGGGGUUGUCGCCGUGGGGGCAGCGGGAGGUGCUGGAGCCAAGACAAGAGGUUCGGGGCCUAUCGGAGGUGGGCUUGGAACAGUCCGAGAUAGACGAUGAUGAGAUGCCGUCGAGAAUUCCGCCGGUAAUGGGUGGUGAUGCGCGAAAUUGGCCUGUGCAGAACGACCGUGAAGGUUGGCUUGGUCCGGGUGGGUUUGGCGAGAUGGGCUAUGCAGGAGGUGGAGGACUACAGGGGAUGGAGACUUUCCCAACAUUUUCAGGGGGUGAGUCGACUGGACAACCCGAGGUUGCUGAGCAAGGUGAAGAUUAUGAGGCUGAUUUGAGAGGAGGUGGAUAUUCGGAUCAGGUUGACACGUCUACGUUCACGGACGACAAGGCGGAGGAGCCCACGGUGGCAGGGAGACGGAGAAGCAUGCCUUCAGUGCAGUACACAUGGAGCGACCCAGGAGACCGGGAGGGUGGAGGUCACGAGUGUUUGGGUUAUGCUGGUGAUGAACGGGGCGGCUGA
Pseudomassariella vexata is the source of this 1041-nucleotide messenger RNA. RefSeq lists its product as uncharacterized. The record is from RefSeq and is a predicted model, not a curated record. The transcript has a single exon. NCBI's taxonomy places the organism in Eukaryota, Fungi, Ascomycota, Sordariomycetes, Amphisphaeriales, Pseudomassariaceae. Bases 1 to 1041 code for a protein of 346 amino acids.